Messenger RNA from Symphalangus syndactylus (siamang), 1348 nucleotides. RefSeq names its product peptidylprolyl cis/trans isomerase, NIMA-interacting 4 (gene PIN4). Gene Ontology annotation, biological process: rRNA processing. The record is from RefSeq and is a predicted model, not a curated record. Gene Ontology annotation, molecular function: peptidyl-prolyl cis-trans isomerase activity; DNA binding. NCBI's taxonomy places the organism in Eukaryota, Metazoa, Chordata, Mammalia, Primates, Hylobatidae.
UGCUUCCGGAGCCGCAAUAAGAACGGUCAAUUGAGAUGCGGCUUUCAGGCAUUUGUUUAGGACAUGCCCAUGGUGGGGGUUCUAAAGGGGCUUGUACGGUAACUGCAGCAGUUCAGAGUUCAACAACAAGCUUCAAGAUGCCGCCCAAAGGGAAAAGUGGUUCUGGAAAAGCGGGGAAAGGGGGAGCAGCCUCUGGGAGUGACAGUGCUGACAAGAAGGCUCAAGGUCCCAAAGGUGGUGGCAAUGCAGUAAAGGUCAGACACAUUCUAUGUGAAAAACAUGGCAAAAUCAUGGAAGCCAUGGAAAAGUUGAAGUCUGGGAUGAGAUUUAAUGAAGUGGCCGCACAGUAUAGUGAAGAUAAAGCCAGGCAAGGGGGCGACUUGGGUUGGAUGACCAGAGGGUCCAUGGUGGGACCAUUUCAAGAAGCAGCAUUUGCCUUGCCUGUAAGUGGGAUGGAUAAGCCUGUGUUUACAGACCCACCGGUUAAGACAAAAUUUGGAUAUCAUAUUAUUAUGGUUGAAGGAAGAAAAUAAAAUCAUAUGAAAGACUGAAUAAGUUUUAUACAUUUUGUUUCUUUAAAAGGUAUUAGAUAUUCCUUUGAGCUGGAGCUGCAAGGAAAUACAAAAAUUUUUAAAAAGAAAAGAUAUUGGAUGCUCCUUGUAUUCUGUGAAAGCUCUAUGUAUGGGUUUGUAGGUGUAAGAGAGGGUGGGGAUAAGUGAAUGUCAACUGUAGUAGGUAUUCAGUCAGUCGUUCUCAAAGAGAAGUCAAGCAGACUCCCUUUAACCUGUAUUCUCUUUCCUCCCAGAACUAUAUCUGACUCUCAGUCUGUCCCAUAAAUUAAUUCAGAAACCAUCUUCAGGGGAAGCAGAUAUCAGCUCACACUAUUCACACAACUGAAAAUAUUGGGCAUCAAAUAGAUUAGUGUGUGAGAAUCAUAAAAUAAGUUCCUAGACAACAUUUGUUUUCCAUGUUAGUCAACUCUGAUCUUCCAGGACAGGUGGUAUUAGCUCCACUGUCUUAACAUAGUACGCGGCACGUUACAGCCUUUCAAUGUUAACUCCUUUCUUUUUAAAUAAAUGUUUAUUGGAGGAAAAAAGCACUCAGUUGUUCCAUGAGUUGUUUUGUACUAGACUAACCGAGUGCUGGUUAAAGGGAGGGAUGUCAGCAUAAAAACGUCAUUCCCUCAUCUUCAGUGUAUGGGUUACAUUAGGGCUGUCCUUUCCAGGGCCAAUGUUCUGUGCAUCUAAAUUUUUAAAAUUUAAAGUGCUGUAUUUAUGACAUAUAAAAAAGUAUAAAGAUUACCAAUAUAAAUACUAUACUGCUUCAAAAAUAAAACUUUGCCAACACA